Oncorhynchus keta (chum salmon) is the source of this 2583-nucleotide messenger RNA. RefSeq names its product zinc finger protein with KRAB and SCAN domains 1-like. The transcript has 4 exons. The coding region runs from base 167 to 1738 and encodes 523 amino acids. The record is from RefSeq and is a predicted model, not a curated record. Gene Ontology annotation, molecular function: RNA polymerase II cis-regulatory region sequence-specific DNA binding; DNA-binding transcription factor activity, RNA polymerase II-specific. Gene Ontology annotation, biological process: regulation of transcription by RNA polymerase II. NCBI's taxonomy places the organism in Eukaryota, Metazoa, Chordata, Actinopteri, Salmoniformes, Salmonidae. Gene Ontology annotation, cellular component: nucleus.
UUUUGUUUCCGGAACAAAAACAAACGAAAUAGAGAUGUGUUCGAAGCAUACCGCAUAUCUAUGGUGUGACGUCUCAGGACAUUAACUGAACACUGCAUUGCAAAUGAGCUAGUAGGACUAUAAUACAAGUGUUUAACAUAUAAAUAGUACCAAUCCAAGGAAGGACAUGUCCAAUACCGUUGUCUUUCAUGCUCAGCUAGCCUCCAUCAUUGAGGUUUUGGCGAAUGCAGCCGUUGCCGAAAUCUGCAAACUUGUAGAUGAUGGCCAUGCUGCCUUACGUUUGGAAAUUUCCCAUAGUCAGAAAGAAAUCGAUAACCUGCGGAGGAAGCUGGUUUUGACAAAACUCCAGAAUUCUCGACGGAGCGCAGAGAGAUUUGGAGCCCUGCGACGCACAGUUCACAGGCACGUGGACACCGAUCAUGUUGCCCGGGAGAGAGAGAGCUUCGUAGAAAAGGCAAAAAGCAGACUUGGAUAUUUGGGAAAUCGUUUUGCCUACAGUGAAGGGGGCAAAUGUAUGCAGGAUGUCACCAACCGGAGAGAUGCAGGACGUACAGCGACAGACCAGGAUGGGGCCAUGCAGAUGGCAGAUAUGCAAGAGGCACCUCAUAUCAAAAUGGAAAAUCUUGACACCAGCAUAACCGAAGAGAUUGUCCAACCAGUCAGUGAGAGCAGUGAGAAGAUCAUUGUGGCAGAACCAGGUUCUUCAUCAUCUACUGAACCCACAGACCGUCUGGACCAGCAGGGCAACAGACACAGAGCUCCAGACACCUCACUCAAUAUAGAACCUGACAACCAGACGUUCCAGCAUCCAGCAUCACAAUACAACAGAACAAGACAGGACCAUCAGGUUGCUGAGGGUGUGACCUGGGAAACUGACCAUCAACCCAUAGAAUACAGCCUGUCCCAAUGGACAGAGAACCAAGAGACUGAUAACCCAACUGUGAAUGCUCCUCACAAUGCAGGGCCAGACUCCAAGAGGCUGUCUGAACAUCCAGAGAGGAGAGGAGUGACUGGUAACUCUGGGGUCUGCAUGUCUGCUUCAGGCUCUCUGGACUGGGUGCCUGAUGUGGUGAUGGUGGACUCAGUUCCCAUUAAAGUGGAGGCAGAUAUGAGUUCAGAAUGGAGCAUAACUGGCCAAGAGUUGACAUCUGGAGAGGUUUGUUCAGACGGCAGGCAGCUUGUGGACAACAGAGGAAGAGGGGGAAUGGAGUCUGGACAGACAAAGUGUCCCCCUGACACUCAACAUGCAGAACAAGGGACAACUGUAGGAUCAAGGUGCAAGUUGCCAGAUUUCAGUGGACUGUCCAACCGAAACAGAUUUUCAUCCCCAAGGGUUACCCUCCACCAGGUUCCCCAAAGAGGGAAGCCAGCCCCCUUCCCGAAUUUCAACAGAGGCUCCACUUCUUCAUCGAAAGGCAUAGAAAAGCAGCCGCAACAACUGAUGUCUCACUCCACCCAGAGGCAGCUCCGGUGCAGCCUCUGUGGAAAGCCCUUCCCUCAGCCGGCAUACCUAAGGAGGCACAUGCGGGUCCAUACAGGUGAGAAACCGUACGGCUGCAGCCACUGCACCAAGCGCUUCUCCCACAGCCACCAGUUGAAGAUGCAUGAGAGGGUGCACACCGGAGAGAAACCAUUUCAUUGCAUCUACUGCGGGAAGUGCUUCACCCAGUCCGGCCACAUGAAGAGGCAUCUCCUUAUCCACACUGGCGGCAGGCCGCAGGACGUUGUGCUGCCCUGAGUGUUCCACGGUGAAGUUUCCCCUAGGUACAGAUCUAGAAUCAGCUUCCUCUUCCCCAAUCCUAACCUUAAGCAUUAGUGGGAAAAAAAUAUACUAAACUGACCGAAGAUCAGCUUCUAGGGGUAACUUCACACUACUCCACCUGGCAUAAUGAUAAGUAGGGCCAGGAGUUUUUCCUCACCAUGUGAUCAGACCAGGAGAAACUCCUCUCUAGUUGUUAGGGGACUGGCUCCACACUACUGGAGUUUUCAUAUGAACACUGGGUCCAUUUGUCUUUAACAGUUUGGAUUAGAGGUCGACCGAUUAUGAUUUUUCAAUACUGAUACCGAUUAUUGGAGGACCAAAAAAAGCAGAUACCGAUGAAUCGGACGGUUUUUAAAUAUAUAUUUGAAAUAAUGACAAUUAAUUAAUAAUGCAAUGUAAUCAGCCAUGAUCGGUGUGCAAAAAUGCCGAUUACCAAUUGUUAUGAAAACUUGAAAUCGGCCCUAAUUAAUCAGCCAUUCCAAUUAAUCGGUCGACUUCUAGUUUGGAUAGUUUUCACAUUGAACACUACCCUCUGUGUGUAGUGGUUGUGUUUUCAGGUCAGCUGGCUUGAUGCUUGGUCCAGAGUGGACUGAUAAUCCAUAACUUAUAACAGGUGAAGAUUUUUAAAAUCAUUGGUGCAGUACAGUAAUUUAUUUUAAUUGUAUUUAUUAUGUAUUUAACCAGGUGAGUUGACUGAGAAUACAUUGUGAUUUACAGCAACGUCCUGGGGUAAAUUACAAUACAUAGACCUAGUUAAAAGCCAUAUUUAACACGCAGAAAUAUAAGCAAGCGAAAUUCAAUAAAGAUCAAUCUCAUAAGAA